GCAGUUCAUUGGUGACAGCUGUCAAAACAAAACAAAAAUGACAAGAAAUACUUAUUUGUUUGCAUUCUAUGCUAACGAAAGAAAUGGAGAAUAUCGAUGCUAUAAUUAUAUCUUCGUACAUAAACAAAAUAAAUAGAAAUUGAUUAUUUUUUCCCUUUUAAAAUAAAUUAUAAAAAACAUGAUAUAUUUUAUUUGUUUGCUAUAAUCAUUUUCAAUAAGUUUAUUCGAUUAAAUAACCAUUUCCAAAUAUUUAAUUCUGAUCUGAAUGGUCACCCUGUUUGACGUUUUUAAUUUGUGUAUUGUUUUGUGCAUUUUCUACUUUCAUUCGAAUGUACAAGUACAUUCAUCUUGAAAGAAUGGCUGACAAAUAAAAAAAACAGUUCCAGAAAUCAGCUGGUCAAAGUUCUUGUGCGAAAUAGUAAUUUACAAAUGUGAAAAAAAACAAUUGACUGUGUUUAUAGCAAUUGUAAAUGAAUCUAAAUGAGUGCAGUAGAAUAAAAAUUAAUGAACUUAUGAAACUGUGUUACGCAUUAUGCUAUACUUGUGAAUUUUAAAUAGUUCACGACUCAAAAAGCCAUUGUUGUGAGGUUUUAAGAAAAAGUUGCGAGUGUUUCCAAAUUACAAUGACAUGUAUCUGGAAAAAUGGGGUCUCAAACCAUUGAAAUACUUCGUCAAGGUGUUUGGGCAUCUUUUACUGGUGGCUGGUUCUAUGACCCUCAUCAAAAUAUCUUUUGCAAUGCAAUUCACCUCUAUUUAUUUCUAUUUCUGUUGUGUACGCCGUUUGUUACAUACCUAUAUUUCUCGAGAACUGUUGCAUCAUGGACUGUUUAUUGUUGUUCUGCGGCAACAACAAUAAUCGCAGUCAAACUCGUCAAUUUGAUAUUACAUGUUAUGUACGACCAAGCACAAAUCGUAUCCGAAAAUAAUUCAAAAAAACCUGUAAAAGUACCGCAAGAAACAUCUGGCACCGAUGAUGGAGGAAUCGAAAUGCAAAUAUUGGCUCCGAAUAGUAUGGUUGAUCCAACAUCGAGGACAUCAAUUGAAAACAACAAUAAUAACAGCAAUGAAAUUAGUCAAGCAAACAGUGUGAUUUCAAUCGAUUACCCAGCGGAACAAAAUACCAGCACAAUUGACUUGAAAGUAGACGUUCAUCGGAAAAACAGUUCAGAAUCGUCAGAUAGUUUAACAGAAGUUCCAUCUAAUCAUGGAAAUGGGGUGGCAGCGCAACACGUUGAUCGAAGAUCUAUAAUAAUGAAGACAAAGUCCAAAUCAGAAGAUACGUCCACAAUGACGGCCGCGGAUGCAACAAAGGAGCUUCGAUUGGUAGAUGAGGGAGACUUGUUAUCUCGAUCAGAAGAAAGACGAGAUAAAUUUGUUGACACUGAUGGUGGUGGUUUGCAACGAAUAAGUGAUAGUAAAAAGCGAAUGCGAAGCAAAUUGCAAAGACAAACAUCGCUUGACUCCAGUGGACCGGAUAUGAACAAUUUUCCCGUACGCAGGCCUGUAUCAUCGAACCACUUACAUAGACAACAACAUCAUGGUAGCGGUUUCUAUCAUCCCAAUCACUUGCCAUCGCUAACGCCUGAAAUGUAUUUAGAGCCACAUUUUACGACAAAAUCUGAGCUAGCUAUCGAGCGAUUUGUUAGCGGAUCUAAAAAGGCUCCGAUGCGAAAAGACUCAACGUCAACAAUGUCAGCUAUUCAAUUGCCCACAAAUUCGGGCGCAUCAACGUCAUCGACAACACGGCAACGUCGAUAUUCCAAUACUGCAAAAACACAGCAACAACCACUGACAUCAGGAAUGGUUUCUGUGCGAAGAAUAAAAAGUACAGCUCUGGAAAAAUGCUGCCCACAGCCGUCAUAUUCGAAUCUGUCGCCUCAUCCAAACAGCGUAGAAACCAUUAAUGGUCGUCCUUUACGGAAUCCACCACACGCCAUUUUGCCUCCUCCGAGUAAAUCUCUUGUUAGGAAUCAGCAUUUGAAUUUUUUCCCCAAAGGAACAAGCGGAAGUAUUGAACCUGUGUAUCCGAUCGCUGAAAUUGUCGAUGAAAAAAGCUUAAAUGAAAGCUUUGUUUUAACAUCGGAAAGUGAUGACGACGCACUUUCAGGAUCUAAUGACGAAGACGACAAUGACAACGACGAUGAAGAUGAUGACGAUAAUGACAAUAACUUUGCCGUUACAGUUCAGCACCAAUUGAGCUCUAUGCACAAACUUUCAUCGAAGACAAAAUCAAUGUCUUUUACAGAGAGAAGGCGCCAAAGAACGACACCAGAUAAUGAUAGCUCAAAUUCAGUGAAAAAACACUCUAGUGAAUUGGAAAUAGACCGACCCAGAACACAUUCAACCGAUUCAGAAAAUGAAAUGAAUAAUGGGUCACAGUCUCCGUUACUUGAGACAAGAGCGAGAACUUCAAUCUUCAGAUCGAAUUCUCCGAAAAACGAAUGUGAUACAAAGACUAAUGACAACGAGAAUGAACCAAAAACAGAUGGUACAACAGCAAAUACAGAUGGUGUAGAGGAUGCAUAUGAUGCAGAGGAAGGUGCAGUGGGUGGUGUGAAUUCAGCAUCGAUAAUUGUACCGAAAAGCGAAGAUUCUGGUUGUCCGUCAAGCGAUUGUGAGCAAGCUAGUGCGAGUUCGAAGGAUAUGCUGCUGUCGAAGAAAUCGAAAUCGUCAGAGAGGAAUUGGCAUGAUUUCAACAUGGAUGCAAACACAAUUUCUGUUGAUUUAACCGAAAAUGCAUCGAGUGCAACCAAAGAAGCUACAACAAGUGCAGAACCGCAAGAUCAAAAACUGGCUAAAGACACGUCAAAAAGUUUAGGUGCAAUACCAAAAACUAGUUUUUCACGAUAUGAAAUGAAUGAAGAGACAAAAAAUGGAAUGAAGACAAAUCAACAUGAAGGUCACGAUCAUAACUGUGGAACUAAUACAAAGUCUCUGAGUCAUGCUUCCUCUGCCAAUUCGCUUAGUGGCGGUAGCUAUAACUCUUCAAAUUCAUUAAAUAAAAAUGUUCUCCAGGUUAUGCAACAAACCGAAGAUGGAUGGGUUUUGCAGAGUGCAUCUCCAAACAAUCCAUAUUUAGUAGCUCAACGUGGCGAACUGUUGCCCAUAUACAAUAAUAAUACUCGUCAGGAUAAUAUUUUUCCAGUUUCUAGGAAACCAUAUUUAUAUCUUCAUCAACAACGUCAAUACCAUCCAAAAAUUCGAUCUACACGUAACCGUAUGCAAAAUUCAUCUAUUGAUACAACAGCAAGCAGUCGCGAUGAAGACGAUUCAAUGUCUAUGACUGGUGCUACUGGCGGUGGAAGUAUGGGAUUUGAUAUGAAAAUUUCGGAGCGGCUUAGUACAUUGUUCUUUCCUGAACUCGCUGAAAAUCAAACGCUUGGCGCUCAAUCAACCCAGCGAUCGACGAUAAAUCGAAUGACAUUUGCAGACUCAAUGUUUUGGGGCCAUUGUAAUUUGCCGAUAGACAAAAAAGUACAGCCCAAGCGAUAUUACAAGUUUCCCAUAAAAUGCCUAAAACGCGAGAUAAAAAUAUCCAUGGAUCGAUUGCAGCUAUUGGCACUUUUUGAUCGUGAUUGUGGAACUUGUCAGGCAACCGCUUCGAUUUUAGUCGGAAUUUGUUGUUCAAUACUGGGAGCAGUUGUACUUCAGUUGGACUUUUACAGGGAUAUUUUUGCAUUCAUCUUCUGCUUUGUUAUGGCAGGUGCCCAGUAUAGCCUGUUGAAAAGCGUGCAACCAGAUGCCUCUUCGAGUACGCAUGGAGAUGAUGCCCGUUAUUCCAGACCAAUUUAUUUUUGCUUGUGCACUUCAAUAUUGAUACUGUCACACCAUUUUUCUACAUUUCCAAAAGAUGAAAAUCAGCUGACAUUGUUCGGAAUCCCAUUUUCCACACGCGGAUUUUUCUACUCCAUCCAAGAAAUCAUGUCAAUUAUUCUGUUGUUGUUUCCAGUACUCUUCAGUCUUGGUUUAUUUGCACAAGUCAAUACAUUCUUAAUGUACGCUUUGGAACAGUUCGAUAUGCAUUUGUUUGGUGGGAAUGCUGUUUGUAGCUUGAUAUCUGCAUUCUUUGGGAUUUUCAAAUCAAUCAUGGCUUGUUGCAUGCUGUAUGGAUUCGCUCUUGGUGGUUUAUCGGAACCACGAUCAACGCAACACGUCCUAUUUUCGUGUUUCUGCGCAUUGCUUGUAGCGAGUGCAUAUCAUUUGUCUCGUAGUAGUGCGAGUGAUUUCACGUAUCUAUGGGCAAUAAUCCAAUCCAGUUUCAUAAUUAACCAUGACGAAGAUGAAGAACUGAGAAGAGCUACCAAACUAAGCAAGUUCGAGAAAAACAAGCCAGUCAAGAAGAAAAAUGAAAGUAAUAUCAAAACUAAGAUCAGUAUUAAUGAUAAAGAACGUCAAACCGAAGGUAAUCAGACCGGUUCAAGUAAUAUACAAUUCGAUAGUAGUGAUGCACAAAAAGAUUCUAACGAAUCAGUUGCCAUCGAUUCGGGAAAUAUGUCAGAACAAAAAGUUAUUCUGACAGCCGAAGGUGAAGGAGUUUUGGAAAAAGAAGAAUUAGACGAUCCAUUGCCAAGUAAACUCAAAAACACUGUAAACGCAAGACUCAAAAACGAUUUUUUAAUGUGUACAGUGAUUGGGACGAUUGUCUUGAGUUUACAUAGCAGCACUGUUUUCACAGCUCUUCAGCCCGAAUUGAAUCCAGUUCUUCGGUCAUUCGUAAUUGUUCUUGGAUUCCUUCUUCAUUACCUCAUACCGCAAAUGCGAAAGUAUUUACCCUGGCUAUGCUUUGCCAAACCAAUUUUGAAGCAGAAAGAGUACGGCAUGUACGAGACGAGCGAAGCAGCUAAAAUAAUGUGGUUCGAAACAUUAUUCGUGUAUUUAUCAUUUGUGGAGAAGAACAUUCUACUACCGUUGAUAUUCAUAAGUGCGCUUACAUCGGACUCAGUGCUAAUUUCACAAAAAUUCGGCAUUCCAAUUGGGUCGGCCAUUGUCGUUUUAUGUGGACUUAAAAGCAUCCGUAGUUCAUACUCUGAUCCAUCAAGUCAAUACAUUAUCAUUUUAUUUACCGUGCUGUUUUUUGGGAAAGACUACAAGGCGGCAAGUGAAACAUUUUUGAUUGACUACUUUGUUGUUUCUAUCGUGUACAAGAAAACAUGCGAAUUUCUUCUAAAGCUACAAUUUAUUGUCACAUAUAUUGCUCCAUGGCAAAUCACCUGGGGAUCUGCUUUCCACGCUUUUGCUCAACCUUUCAGCGUACCACACUCAGCAAUGUUGUUUCUUCAAGCUGUGAUUAGUUCACUUUUGUCCGCUCCAUUAAUUCCGUUUUUGGGCAGUGCAAUAUUUCUAACGUCUUAUACAAGGCCUAUUAAAUUUUGGGAGCGUGAUUAUAACACAAGACGAAUCGAUCAUAGUAAUACUCGGUUAAGUUCACAUUUGGAGCGCGAUCUUGGAGCUGACGAUAACAAUUUAAACAGCAUUUUCUACGAGCAUUUAACUCGAUCUUUACAGCACUCGUUAUGUGGUGACUUAUUGUUGGGUCGAUGGGGAAAUGUUAGUCAAGGCGAUUGCUUUGUGUUGGCGUCCGACUAUUUAAACUGUUUAGUUCAUAUAAUCGAGUUAGGAAACGGUUUAUGCACAUUUCAAAUGAGAGGAUUGGAAUUUCGGGGCACUUAUUGUCAACAGCGUGAAGUUGAAGCAAUUUCAGAAGGUGUUGGAGAAAAUGAUGGAUGCUGUUGUUGUUCUCCGGGUCAUUUACCAAAUUGUUUAAGCAUAAAUGCAAUGUUUUCUACGAGAUGGCUGGCUUGGCAGGUGGUUGCCUCUCAAUACAUACUGGAAGGUUACUCAAUCUCAGAUAACUUAGCACAGGCCACACUACAAGUUUACGAGUUUCGCAAAGUUCUCAUCACUUACUAUAUAAAAUGCAUCAUCUAUUACACCAUUCGAUCACCAAAGCUUCACAGUUGGUUAGCUUCGCAAGCAAUUGAAGAAGCACUACAAGGAACGCAGGAUAGGUCAUUUGUUGACUUGGAUCCUAUAUUCAACCACAAUUUGGACGAAGAUUUUGAUUUUCGUGCGUCAGGAAUCACGAGGUCUUCAUUUUGUUCAGUUUAUUUUGAUUGGAUCCAAUUUUGCUACGAAAAGCGUAUUGAAGUGCAUAAAUCAAAGCAUUCAAGAUCACAGGAAGAGCAACAAAAAUCAAGGGGCCAGUCACAAAGUUUUCAUAGAAGUCAAACGGAGAAUCUUAGUGGAAUAUCAACAAGUGAAACAACCGGUGGAUCUCCAAAAUCAUCUAAUAAUCAAACACCAUCACCACGCAUAUCGAAAUCUGAUAAAAAUAAUGACAACAACCCACAAGCACAACCAACCGAUAUUACUCAGAAAUCAACUCUAAUUUCCUUGCUGUUGGCAUUAAGUCUGUUAGCGCGACGAACAUUAGCAACAGCGACGCACACACAUAGUUCAUUAUCUGGUGUCGAAUUCUUUUUACACGGAUUACACGCCUUAUUUAAAGGAGACUAUCGCAUAACAUCAAUCAGAGACGAGUGGAUCUUCCUCGAUAUGGACCUCUUGCAUACAGUCGUUGCACCUGCGGUGAAAAUGUCUUUAAAAUUGCAUCAAGACCACUUCUUAAGCCCAGAAGAAUAUGAGGAUCCCGCUGCACUUUACAAUGCAAUUACAACGCAUACCAAUGAAUUGGUAAUUUCACACGAGGCAGAUCCACUUUGGAGGAAUGCUGUUUUACGGGGAGCACCCCAAUUGCUUGCAUUAAGACACAUUUUGGAGGAGGGUUCCGAUGAAUACCGUUUGAUUCGUCUCAGCAAACGGUAUUUAAGCUUUCGCGUAAUAAAAUUGAAUCGGGAAUGUGUUAGAGGAUUGUGGGCAGGCCAACAACAAGAGUUAAUUUAUUUACGCAAUCGAAAUCCAGAACGAGGAAGCAUUCAAAAUGCAAAACAAGCCCUACGAAAUAUUAUCAACUCCUCUUGUGAUCUUCCACUUGGCUAUCCAAUUUAUGUAUCACCCUUGUUACCAUCGUACGCGGAAACGAAUGAACAGCUGUGCAAAAUUGUCGGUGGAGCGAUAACUUUGGACAAAAUAAAAAAUAUCGCAUGGAGAUUUUGCCAACAUGUGCGCCAGAGAUUCAGCGAGGGUUGCUCUAGUGGUUCAGCCACUCUAGAUACCGAGGUGGGUGAUAUUGGUGUCUAUUAUGCUCCGAGCAACACACCAAAUAACACCAUUUCGGCUACGACUGGCACUUUAUCUUAUGGCAGCCAGAGUCUCUCAGGUGCCGGAACGCGUGGUAGUGUGGCAAGUAUGGGCAAGCCAAAUAAUUCUACGUUACUUGCUGGAUUUCUGAAUCGUGAACGAGAACAAGAACGGGAGAGUAUAAACUCAGAUCGCUCGGGAAUGGGUGUGUAUAGAAAACGAGCCUCUGUGAUUACAAAAACAGAGCAAGAUCGUCGAGCUACAUUUCCAAGCAGCAGUCCAAUAGAUAUAAUUGAUAGUAAAGAAAUGGAUACGUCAAUAUCGGGCAAUAAGUCGCAUAUUAGCCCAGAAACUUCAAUGUUAACGGCUUCAUCAUCUCCAAAUCCAACAAGUUCAAGAGCGUAUCGACCAAAUAGCUCAUUUUCUUCGGGUAAUUUAAGCACACGUAAUACAAAUCGUACACUUAUCAUAUCAGAGCGAAAAUCAAAGUCAGAAGAACGUCAAUCUAGCCAUGAUAACGAUGCAUUUGAUGUCACCAUGCCUGAAACAAAAGGAAUUUUACUUAGCACAUCGAUAUCACUACCAUCAACUACUCAAACAUCCGCCACACUAUUGGACACAGUUCCAAAAUAUUCCAAUGCAUCAUUGAGUUGUAUGGCUUCUUCUAAUAAUUCAUCAAUCUUGCCAAGUCCUCCUAAGAUUCCGCUUAAUCGCAAAGUUAUCAUUGUAUCAACAUUGGAAAUUUAUGACUGUUUAGAUUUAGGGCGUAGAAUCGAUGUACUAUGGCCAAACGAAUGCAUGCGAAUGAAUGGCGGACGCUCAUCGUGGAAAAAAUCAUUGUGGGAGCCUCAAGAAGGCAUGAUUGGAUACACAAGGCACUUUUGGCAGCCACUACAUCCUAAUAAACGAUUCCGAUCAAAUUUCAAUCGGACGUUGUUUUUAGUUCAAAUUGGCGAACAUUUUGUUCCGGUCAGUGAAAAUGGAGUUAAAGAAUAUAAUACAAUAGGUAUUGAUGAUCGUUUCCGUAAUGUUGCUCCAACAUUUGAAGUAGAAGUACCAGCGGAGAAUGAAAAUGAUUCGGAUACAAUUUUAGAUGAAUCCGAUCAGGAGGUUGCACUAAAGGUCAAUGAAACCAAAAGCAACUUGGAAUGAACUUAGUAUUUAAUGAAAAAAAAACACGAACAAAUUUGUCGUUAAUAAUAAAUUUAGAUUAAAUUCAAUUUUCCGAAUAAAAAUUAUAAUGUAAAUAAAA
Messenger RNA from Sitodiplosis mosellana (orange wheat blossom midge), 8452 nucleotides. It is a transcript of the gene pcx, whose product is annotated as protein pecanex. Gene Ontology annotation, biological process: endoplasmic reticulum organization. The transcript is spliced from 15 exons. Lineage: Eukaryota; Metazoa; Arthropoda; Insecta; Diptera; Cecidomyiidae. The record is from RefSeq and is a predicted model, not a curated record. Bases 643 to 8352 code for a protein of 2569 amino acids. Gene Ontology annotation, cellular component: endoplasmic reticulum; membrane.